CUCGCCUAUGGAAGCUUCCGUUACCGUUAGGCUCGUCGGUUCCACCGCUGCCCUCCACCGCUGCCGCCUCCCUCUCUUCCCUCUCUCCCUCCGAAACCCUAACCCUAGAAUCCUCACUAGAUAUGGCGACCUCUCUCCUAUCCCUCCCCUCCUCCCCUUCCCCUCCUCCCAAGCCCCUUCUCGCCCUCGCACCGCCCUCCGAUCCGCCUGGUUCCCCACUUCGCCGCUCCCUCCCUUCGACUCCCUCCUCUCACUCUCCUUUUCCCCCAUCUUCCCCUCUGUUCCUCCCCAGGAACGCCUCGACUGCUUUAACUCCGCCUCAAAGGAGGGAUUUUUACAGUGGGAUCGGAGUUGGGAGGGCUUGGAUGGAGGGAAUCCAGGGUUCUGCGGGGGAAAGGGGGCGUCCUGGACGGUGGUGCUGCUGGGUUGGCUGGGGGCGGAGCAGAGGUACUUGAAGAAGUACGCGGAGAUGUAUAAUUCUAAAGGGAUUAGGUCGGUGCGGUUCGUUGUGCCGGUGAAGGACGUAGUGGGGCUUGAUUUGGGGAGGAAGGUUGAGGGGAGGAUUGCUGGAUUGGCUCGGGAGCUGGUUUCCUGGUGCUCGGAGAGGGAGGAGGAUGGGAGGGAGCGGUAUUUGCUCUUCCACACCUUCAGCAAUACUGGGUGGCUGGCUUAUGGUCUGAUACUUGAGAAUUUGCGAUCAAGGACUGAUAUUAUUGAGAAGAUCAGAGGUUGUAUUAUUGACUCUGGACCUGCCCCGGAGAUAAGUCCUCAGCAGGUCUGGGCUGCAGGAUUUUGUGCCGCCUUGCUGAAAAAAGGUAGCUUAUUGACAUAUUCUUCAGUGAAAUCUAUGGAAGAAGGAAAACUGAAUGGCGAUGUCAAUAGAUUAAAUACAAAAGACAUCAGACCACGAUUGAUUGAAAUGAUUCUUUUGUCAAUUUUAGAAAAAUUCUUCUCCAUACUUUUGAUGCUUCCAGAUGUAAAUCAGAGGUUGAGCAAGAUCAUCUCCAUUCUAUCAAAGGACCAGCCUCUGUGUCCUCAGCUCUAUCUUUACAGCUCAGCUGAUAUGGAGUUAUCCUCAUAUAUAUUCUGCUAAAGUUUAUGAAUUUAUUAAAGAGUGCUGUUCUGCAACGGUUUGACCUGGCUCUAGAUUACAGAUCCAACUUUAAUUUUGGUUGGGUCUCAUUUCCCAGUAUGCUAUUGAUUUGUUGAAGACCUUAGAGAGUAACAAACACUAUCUUCUUCUGUCUUCUGAGUUAAUGUGACAGGUAAUCUCCAAACCACUUCUGCUUCAUUUUUAUAUGACUUCUCAGUCUAGAUCCUAAAUAUGAGGUCUUUUCUCCUUGUAUUUACCUUUGUUGUGCACCUUUGGUAAAUGGUGAAAGCUAAAAGUCCAGCAUUUUUUCAGAUCCAUGCAUUUUAUUCUCAAAAUUCAGUGAGCAUUUCUUUAUUUUAUGAAAAUUUGAUUCAUUGUCACUUAGUUCAUUGAGAUUCUUGGCUUGGAUCUUAAUUGUGAGAUGUUCUUCAAAAUUCUUUACAUAGCCUUGUUCAUAUUUCUCCCCUUCGAUAAAUAGGUCGUGACAUGAAUUUUCAGCGAUUUUGGAUAUAAUGAAGCAAGUGAAAACCAUUAAGUUAUUUUCACUUCUGUUUUUGAGAAAAAAAUGUAACUGUUACAAUGUUGUUACUUCAGUAUUAUCGGUUACAUCAGUUCUACAUUGUGAUGGAGAAACAGAGAAAACUAGGGAGACCAUAGUAAAUUCCAAGGUAAAUUUGUUACUUUUGUUCUGACAGUAACUUUCUUAGUUUGAUCAGGUGAACAUUCCUCAUUUCAAACAUCAACAAUGUUCCCAUGCUGGGGGAUUGGAGGCCAACAAGGGUUCACAGGGAUCAAAGCUGGGAAUUCAUGGAUUAGCUUCUGAAAUGAUUUCGUACUUGCUUUUGUCCUUGGAGGGGGUUCGCCCCUCUCUUUCCCUUAAAAAACUACCAAUGUGACUUUGAUUUCUUGUGGAUACGGUCAGAUGGAUAUCCUCUUUGUAUUUAAUCUACUGUAUCCAUAUUCAGGUGGUGUUGCACUGGAAUUUGAGUGACACAUUGGAUUUUUAGCAUUUGGGAGCACAUUAUUGUCAAAUUGGCUGGAUUUGUCCUCGC
Phoenix dactylifera (date palm) is the source of this 2145-nucleotide messenger RNA. The record is from RefSeq and is a predicted model, not a curated record. NCBI's taxonomy places the organism in Eukaryota, Viridiplantae, Streptophyta, Magnoliopsida, Arecales, Arecaceae.